AUGUUGAGCAAAGAUGAUGCGGAAAACAAGAAUGUGUCCAUAGAUCAAUGUAUGUCAGGUACAAAUAUAUCUAACUGUGUUUCUAAAUUUGACCAGAAUAAAAUAACAAGUCCAUCAAAGCCCAAGGCUAGGCGUAUAAGGAAACUCCCUGUGCGAUCACGACAUGAAUUGUUUUAUAACGUCUGCACACAAAAGCAUGUUACUGACUUUACUACCACUGGUUGCCAUUUACGUCACCGUGACCGUGAACCCAGUAGAAUACAAGUGAAAUGGUUAACCAGGAAGUUUGGAAAAAGUCGAUUGUUGAGAAAACGCCUUAGACAUAAGAUCAAAAGGUCUGUACCCAGAUCUUCUCAGCUUCAUUAUAUAGUAGAGAAUAUUAAGCAUUGUCAAGACACUAGGUUGAAGUGUAUUCCUGAUGGUUACUGCCCAAAGAAGGUUGAAAAGAGAUGCCGGACAAAAUUUUCAGCAAGAGAUGUCAAAUUUUAUAUUUGUGAAGGUAUUCUUGCAGAUAUAUUCUAUUUAUCAGGUUCAACUAGUGAUUUAUAUGCACAACAGGUGUUCAAAAAUGUCAACCACUUAAAGAAUGUCUGCCAGUCAGCAUUAUGUACAGAUAUUGAGACAAAUCCUGGACCUGUAUUCUAUAUUGAUCCCAGCAAGACAAUCAGUGCACCAUAUAGCCAAGGUAAUCAGAUUAUAUUUGGAGAAACAGCAGGACAGCAGUGUUUAGCAAUGUGUUUAUGUGCCCUUAUAUACAACAAAAGACAGAACAUAUGCUCACCACAAGACCUGGUUCAUAUAAUGAAUAUUGGUAAUCAACUAUAUUCAAACCUGUCAUGUUUAGCAAGACAAUCAUUUUUAUUGUUUACUGAAUUGCCUUCACAACUCGCAGUUUUUGAGACAAAUUUUGCUUUUCAGUACAGUGAGAGCUACAGCGGUAAUGUAAUUGGAGAUUGUUCUAUUGAAGGGUAUCAAUACUGUGUUCCAUUUCACAGGUCAUUUGAAUUGCUCAUAGGCGAAAACUAUUGUGCAUUCAUCUUAACAAUUGACUCCAAUGCUGUUUGCAUAUUUUCCACUACUGAUGGCAAGUAUAAAAUUUUUGACUCUCAUUCAAGAGAUAUUUAUGGCAGAAGUCAUCCACAAGGUACAUGUGUAUUGUUAGAGGCACCAACUAUUGACAAUGUAAUUUUGUAUUUCCAGUCUUUAUACAGUGAAAAUAGUUAA
Paramuricea clavata is the source of this 1224-nucleotide messenger RNA. The record is from the annotation of a GenBank genome assembly. Lineage: Eukaryota; Metazoa; Cnidaria; Anthozoa; Malacalcyonacea; Plexauridae.